This is a messenger RNA of Populus trichocarpa (black cottonwood), 744 nucleotides long. Its product is annotated as 40S ribosomal protein S24-1. The record is from RefSeq and is a predicted model, not a curated record. The transcript has 5 exons. NCBI's taxonomy places the organism in Eukaryota, Viridiplantae, Streptophyta, Magnoliopsida, Malpighiales, Salicaceae. Gene Ontology annotation, biological process: translation. Gene Ontology annotation, molecular function: structural constituent of ribosome. Bases 119 to 523 code for a protein of 134 amino acids. Gene Ontology annotation, cellular component: ribosome.
UAAAAGCCAGGGUUUUGGUCCUCCAUCGCUAUCUCCUUGAGCUGCAGCAGCUAUUCACCAGUCUCUAGCUCUCCGCCUCCAAAAUCCAAAAACAAAAUCCAGGGUUUUGAUUGAAAUCAUGGCAGACAAAGCAGUUACCAUUCGUACCAGGAAGUUCAUGACAAAUCGUCUCCUUUCAAGGAAGCAAUUUAUCAUUGAUGUUCUUCAUCCUGGUAGAGCCAAUGUUUCUAAGGCAGAACUGAAGGAGAAGCUGGCAAAUUUGUAUGAGGUGAAGGACCCCAAUACAAUCUUUGUGUUCAAAUUUAGGACCCAUUUUGGAGGUGGGAAAUCCACUGGAUUUGGGUUGAUUUAUGAUACAGUUGACAAUGCAAAGAAGUACGAGCCCAAGUACAGGCUCAUUAGGAAUGGGCUUGCCACUAAGAUAGAGAAGUCGAGGAAGCAAUUGAAGGAGAGAAAGAACAGGGCAAAGAAAGUCCGUGGAGUCAAGAAGACUAAGGCUGGAGAUGCUGCAAAGAAGAAGUGAGUUAUAGGUGAUUUUGUGGUAGUUUUUAUGUGCCCUUAUGCACCAGGGGGGGUUUCUUCAAUAGUCUUGUGCCCUAUCAUUUAGAAAUGGAAUAUUUCUUCUUUGUGUGGAUGUUUGGGUUAUCUUAUGUUUAGCUAAAUUAUCUGAUUUUGAGCACUCAUCUGUGGACAAGUUCUGGAACAUCGAGCCAUUAUAUAUUUCUAGUUAUUUUCUUUUUGUUA